GCAAGGCUGGCCCCUUGCUCAGCCUGGAACCUUCUAGAUGGCUGGAGUGUUUUUAAUAACGCUCUAUGAAUACUCGCUGCUUUUCUUCAUCACUGUUGUCUUUACCUGCUUCGUCGUGACCACUGGCCUGGUAUUGGGAUGGUUUGGUUGGGAUGUUCCAGUACUUCUCAGAAAUUCCGAAGAAACACAGUUCAAUGCAAGAAUUUUCAAAAAGCAAAUGAGACAAGUCACGAAUCCUUUUGGUUUAGAGAUCACUAACCCAUCUUCAGCUUCAAUUACAACUGGCAUAACUUUGACAAUAGACUGCCUUGAAAAUUGCCUCCUGACGGGCUACUGGGGCUGCAGUAUUCAAAAAUUAAAUGAAGCUUUCCAGAAGCAUGCUCACUGCUUUCGAAUAAGCACUCCCCAGGCAUUAGAAGAUGCUCUGUAUAGUGAAUAUCUCUACCAAGAGCAGUAUUUUAUUAAGAAGGACAGCAAAGAAGAAAUUUAUUGCCAGCUACCCAAAGAUACAAACAUUGAAGACUUUGGGACAGUGCCCAGAUCACGUUAUCCAUUGGUUGCUCUGUUGACCUCUGAUGAGGAUAAUCGAGAAAUUUAUGAUAUUGUUUCCAUGGUGUCAGUGAUUCAUAUUCCCGAUAAGACUUGUAAACUUCCCUGCAGAAUAUUGUACCAAUAUUUGCUCCUUGCUCAAGGUCAAUUUUAUGAUCUUAAGCAACUCUUCAUGUCUGCAAAUAAUUAUUCCACUCCUGCCAGCAGUUCCUCUUCAGAAGAAAUGAGCACAGAACAAAAUUUGUUGGAAAGGGCUGGACUGUCUGAAAGUGAAGUGGAGCCUCCAGAGGGGAAUAGCAAGGACUGUGUGGUCUGCCAGAAUGGACCUGUGAACUGGGUGCUUUUGCCAUGUAGACACACAUGCUUGUGUGAUGGUUGUGUGAAGUACUUCCAGCAGUGCCCAAUGUGUAGGCAGUUUGUUCAGGAGUCAUUUGCACUCCACAAUUAAAAGGAACAAGACAGAAUCAAACCGAAUACUCUUUGAGGAUAUUACAACUGAAAAGUACAUUUCUCCUGAGGAUGCAGAAAUGUGUGUUUUUGGACUUUAUCAUGGCAUGGAAUCUACCAUAUUGACUAUCAGAGAAAAAUCUAUUUUAGCUUCUUGUUUGUAUGGUACAUGGGUGAUGAAAAUUAAUCCCUAAUAUUGGAAUACCAUCUGUGUUACUACAUAAAGAAUUCAUGAAACUCUUGAGAAGAA
Suncus etruscus (white-toothed pygmy shrew) is the source of this 1246-nucleotide messenger RNA. RefSeq names its product cell growth regulator with ring finger domain 1 (gene CGRRF1). NCBI's taxonomy places the organism in Eukaryota, Metazoa, Chordata, Mammalia, Eulipotyphla, Soricidae. Gene Ontology annotation, biological process: negative regulation of cell growth. The record is from RefSeq and is a predicted model, not a curated record. Bases 38 to 997 code for a protein of 319 amino acids. The transcript is spliced from 6 exons.